Messenger RNA from Kuraishia capsulata CBS 1993, 1935 nucleotides. RefSeq lists its product as uncharacterized. The record is from RefSeq and is a predicted model, not a curated record. Bases 1 to 1935 code for a protein of 644 amino acids. Gene Ontology annotation, molecular function: protein binding. NCBI's taxonomy places the organism in Eukaryota, Fungi, Ascomycota, Pichiomycetes, Pichiales, Pichiaceae. The transcript has a single exon.
AUGUCCGAUAUCUACAAGUCCUCCAGGAGGUUAUCAGGCGGAGCCUUCGCGUUAAGACCUGAUGUUCCAGUCGAAUGUCUUCCAACUUGUUCAAUUAUUGAGGCUAGUCGAAUGAUGAUUGAGCAAAAGACCUACUGCAUUGUUGUGAGAGAUGAUGACAGUCAAGGUUUGAGCGGAUUGUUCACUGCCAAAGAUUUGGCUUUCAGAGUGGUGGCCUCUGGUCUCGAUCCAUAUGAGACUCAGGUAAAGGAUAUAAUGACCCGCAAACCUCUAGUAUCACACGUCAGCAAUCCACAUGAGGCCUUGAGACUCAUGGUGAAGAAAAAGGUGAGGCAUUUACCCCUUGUGGACGACUUCGGGGCUGUGGUUGGAAUGCUGAACAUCACCAAGUGUUCAUAUCAGGCCAUGGUAAGACUUGAAAGGGAUUCUUUGGAGGCAGAAAAGCUUCAGAGCACAUUCCAGGAGAUACAGAUUGAUGGUGACUCUUCUGAGAGUAGAUUCACCCUGAUAAACAGAGAGGACUCCCCAAUUGACGCGGACUACAAUAUUAUCCAGCAGAAACAGAAGCUUUACAACGACCUAUACAACGAUUUCAGGAAGCUGAUUGAGCUUAUGGAGCAACCGAACUUGCGAGACGUUUUGAAUGACUCUUCCUUGGAAAUAGUUCCUCCCAUUUUCAUUGAUGCCAGAACGACGGUUUUGAAAGCAGCGCAGAUACUGAAGGAGCGUAAAACAACGGCUCUGCUGAUCUGCGAUUCUUCGGAGAUGUUUACGGAGCCUAUUGGCAUUUUCACAUCGAAGGAUAUUGUUUUCAGGGUUCUGGCGACGGAAAUAAACCCUGCUGCUACGAGUGUGGCUCGGGUCAUGACAUCUAGUCCUAGCUUUGCUAGUGAAGAACUGGGUAUCCAUUCUGCACUUCGCAUGAUGUACGAGGGAAAUUACAUGAACCUACCAAUCAAGAAUAAUGAAAACACUGUAGUGGGUCUGAUCAGUGUUUUGCAACUCACAUAUGCUCUGUUGUGCCAUUUGGAUAGAGAUCUGUAUGCAAAUCUUUUUUCCUCAGCAGACCAGGAGAUGAUGUUUGAUGUUGAUCCAAUCAACGCAGCCACAGCCAAAGCGGGCCACGAGAACUCCGUGGCAUGGGACCAUUUCUGGUCUCUUGACAGACCCCUGGGAUCCAGAAGGAACUCCUCGUUUACCGAGAGGUCGUUCAGUGAAAGUCCUCGUAACUCGCUUCGCAGGCUGUCGAGGGGAAAUUCUAGGCCAGUGAUAUUUUCACCACAUCGUGGACUCAGCUCUACAACGUCUCAUUCAGUUGACGGUGAUGAGGAAGAAGAAAGUGGUAGUCACUUGGUAAAGAACAGAUUUAGGUCCAUUCCUUCAACUAUCUUGUCUUCGAGAUACGCAGAGGUUCGCUCAUUAUCUGAGUCUCCAAUCAGAAGCGGGGCAUCUGGCUCAGCAGUUGUUUUACAAAAUGCUUCUAACCUUGAAAAGCCUUCAAUAUCCAUUUUAUCUAACGUUUCCGCCUUUGAGAAGACUUUCAAGAUUCGCACAAAUGAUGGAAAAGUGUACAAGAUCAGACUUCAUCACGAUGUUAAUCUCCUGGAUCAAUUGAGCCACCAGAUUGAGUCCAGAUUGGGUCUUGCAGGCUACGAAGAGUUUUAUCUCAGUUACACUGACGAGGAGAACGACGAUGUGGUGAUCAGGAAGGAGGAAGACUUGUUGGCGGCUUUGGAAUUGUUCCAGAGGUGGAAUAGGUCGACCGUCCAUUUGAAGCUACACACACAAGCUGACUACUCGACCAACAGCAGAAUCGUUGAAAUGCUGGCGGGGAUUGAUGUGAAGAAACUCGGGAUAUUUGGUGGGGUUUUGUUUGGGACUUUAUUCUUUUUGUGCACUGGGGUUGUUGUUGGUAUGAAUGUCCGAAGGAGAUGA